CUCACCGCAGUUGCAGUUCUGGUAAACAUGGCUCCCGAUAGAGGAGGAGAACGAUACUCGAAAUCCCGAGUGUGGGAGUCGUUGAGUCCACCACUCUCACCAUGGAUCCUUGACGCCGUCGCGUCCAUGGACUUUUCUCGCAUGACGCCCGUCCAAGCCUCCACGGUUCCUCUGUUCAUGGGCCACAAAGAUGUGGUGGUCGAAGCAGUCACAGGAAGUGGAAAGACGUUGGCUUUUCUUAUACCAGUGGUGGAAAAGUUGCUGCGGUUAGAAGAACCCGUCAAGAAACAUCACAUUGGAGCCAUCAUUAUUUCGCCCACGAGGGAAUUGGCGUCGCAGAUAUUCAAUGUCCUAGUCUCGUUGCUGGACUUUCAUCCUCCAUCUGCGGCAGCGCGCAGGGCUUUCGACGCACCGGAACGCUCGAGUCCCGAAGGUGAAGCAGAAGUUUUCCCAUCGUCCACCCUAAAGAUUGUUCCGCAAUUGCUUCUUGGGGGCUCGACCACGCCAGCGCAAGACUUGAGUACAUUUCUAAAAACAUCGCCCAAUGUGCUAAUAUCGACGCCCGGCCGACUCCUCGAAAUCCUCUCCUCCCCGUAUGUCCACUGCCCUCAGUCAUCCUUCGAAGUUCUGGUUCUCGACGAGGCGGACCGCCUACUGGAUCUUGGAUUCAAGGAUGAUCUUACCAAAAUCCUAAACCUUCUUCCGAAGCAGCGACGAACGGGACUAUUCAGUGCCAGUGUGAGCGAGGCUGUUGAUCAGAUCAUACGUGUCGGACUGCGGAAUCCAGUCAAAAUUGCGGUGAAGGUCAAAGGCGCGAACGGUGUCGAAGACAAGCGCACACCCGCCAGUCUCAGGAUGACCUACGCAGUAACUCCAGCUUCCUGCAAGUUCCCCGCGUUGGUGGCAUUACUCAAAGGUCUGGACACUUUGCCGCUGCGCACGAUCGUGUAUUUGUCUACCUGUGCAGCCGUGGACUACUUCCAAGCUCUGCUGCCAGCAAUACUCCCAUCUGAAGCGAUUCUCGUGCCUUUGCACGGCAAGCAUCCCGCCAGUGUCCGUCAGAAGAACUUCAUUCGGUUCACAAAUUCGGCGUCUCCAGCCAUUUUGCUGACAACAGAUGUGGCGGCACGAGGUCUGGACAUACCCUCCGUGGAUUUAGUCGUGCAGAUCGAUCCCCCUUCGGACCCCAAAGCCUUCCUCCAUCGGUGCGGAAGAGCUGGCCGAGCUGGGCGGAAAGGUUUGAGUGUGGUUUUCCUACUUCCAGGUCGGGAAGAAGAUUAUGUCUCAUUUCUGAAUGUCCGACAGACUCCAAUCGAGCCCUUGACUGAGCCGGACCUGUCAGUUACCCCGGAGGAAUGCCUCGGAACCCAAGAAGCCUUCCGAAAGGUCGUACUAAGGGACAGAGGACUGUAUGAGAAAGCUCAGAAAGCCUUCGUGAGUUGGGUUCGGAGUUAUUCCAAGCACCAAGCGUCCUCUAUCUUCCGACUAAGCGACAUUGACUGGAAGGAUCAUGCAUCCGCGUGGGCAUUGCUGAAGAUGCCAAAGAUGCCUGAACUCAAGAAUUGGGACCGGAAAAGCUAUCAGCCUCCCACCGUGGAUUGGGAGACUUAUGCGUACAAGGACAAACAGCGAGAAAAGCAACGGAAGCAGGCUCUCCACGAAGGUGCGAAAGAUGUGCGGUCCGAUACAAAGGUUGACAGCAAGAAACGAGGUACAACGGUGGCUUGGUCCGAGAAGGUCGAGCGCAAGGCGAACAAAGAAGUCAAACGAUCCAAGAAAGCUGCGAGACGAGAACAUGACAGAAUUGUUAAGAUGACCGAGGAUGAGAAGGAGCGUGAAGCAGAGACCGCCAUGAUGGUUGAGAAGAUCCGCCAGCAGCAGUCGAGGACGAAUGACAAGAACGACGUGUUCGAAGGGUUUGAUUGAGAUCCGUUCUGAAGACGGUCUCUCCUCCGACCCUUCCUUCCGGCGCUGACGGCCUCAGCUCCAGUAUAUCAACCGGUCCAACCAGGAAUAAUGGUACCACUCUCCAACGUCGAGCAAUGGAGCCGACCGUCGAUUUCUUGGUUGACAAACUGCCAACCAAUCCUCGGAUCGGGCACGCUACGCUGCCUGCUGCCGAUUUCGACACCAUUCAUCCCGCCGACUGCGUGAUGAGCCGAACAAAUCGCGCCCGUUACUUGGUUAGAAGAACGGCAUCCCAGGUCCAAGGCCACAAGGUGUCUCUUCCAUCUCUGCACCACACUAUCCGUACUUCUCGAGGACACGAUCCGCAGGAAUAGUUUCCAGAGUAGUCACGAAUUCCGCUCGCCCCCACCUGUCAUCCCGGAGCUGUGUACCCAUACUCAGCUCUUGAGAUAUAACGCUUUCAUUCCGCUUCAUACGGAUAUCACAGACGAUAAUACGACUGCCUCUGCUCGGUCAGUGUACGUAUUCGUCCUCGUAAUGCGAAUAAUACGCAGUAUAUGCCUGCCAGCGAGCGAGCUAGCAAGCAAGUCCAGCUUUGUCUACCUCCUCUUUCUCCACCACCAUAACCCCGAAACGAAGUGGUGCCCUCGAUGUUAUGAAGCUCUUGGCUUGGUGCAGUAAUUUGAGGCUUUCUGCAACGGCAAGGAGCGAAAUCAAACACCAGAGGAGGUCAAGGUCAUGGGAAGGGCGCGUCAUGCCUACGACAAGGUCGACAUCAACGACGCGAAGACUUGAGGUAGUUUAUCAACCGAAUGGUGUUGCAAAGACACAGGAAUCAGACAUUAUCAGAACAAACUUGACAGGUCUGUAACGAAUAAAGCAACUAGGCCGUGUGCCUAUCUGGCUGUUAUGUACUGCUCCUGGAGCAAGGAGUCAAACCGGGAGUGAAGGUUCCGACUUUCAUGAUGGAAGCCAUGCUCAAAUCUGAGAGUGGGAAGGGAUAUUCAGUUGUUGAGGCAGUCAGUACCUCAAAGUAGAUGUUAUCGGUCAGGACAGGGACGUUGUACUUCUGGCACAGUGGCUGUUGGUACCACACUGUGCAUCUUGUAUCUCCUGGCAAACAACAUCGUUUGAUGAAGCUCUGUAUGGACUUGCCGUUGGUUGUGAAUAGCAUGUCACAUGCUGACUGCAAUGGACACUCAAAUAAAAGCACAUGUACGUAU
Exophiala xenobiotica is the source of this 3131-nucleotide messenger RNA. RefSeq lists its product as uncharacterized. The record is from RefSeq and is a predicted model, not a curated record. Gene Ontology annotation, molecular function: nucleic acid binding; RNA helicase activity; ATP binding. Lineage: Eukaryota; Fungi; Ascomycota; Eurotiomycetes; Chaetothyriales; Herpotrichiellaceae. The transcript has a single exon. The coding region runs from base 28 to 1926 and encodes 632 amino acids. Gene Ontology annotation, cellular component: nucleolus.